AUGAAAGUUGAAAGUUCGAAAGUCACGAAGAGACGUCUGUCUCCAGAAGCACCCGAGCUGAUACGCCAGCUUGGAAUCGCACGAGCUGCAGGCAACCGCGAACUAACGUCCGAACUUGCAAAACAAUGCAGACAGGCGAUAAAAGAAGGUCUUAAAGAAAGAGGAGCAGUAGUCAUGGUCGAAGCCGAGAAGGCUGCGAAAAGCAUUCGCAGAGCUCACUGA
Messenger RNA from Angiostrongylus costaricensis, 222 nucleotides. The record is from the annotation of a GenBank genome assembly. NCBI's taxonomy places the organism in Eukaryota, Metazoa, Nematoda, Chromadorea, Rhabditida, Metastrongylidae.